AUGGAGGAAGAGCACGACAACAGAUGGUACGAGUCCAUCCGCCGCGAAGCCCAGAGGAUGGAGCAGAUGGAGGAGGAGCCGGGACUCUAUGAGGUAUCUUAUUUCCAGACACAACUUCCACGCCCCCAGCAGGAGCCCAGAGAGGAACCCUUGAACUACAACUCCACCGAGGGAUUGGGCUUCAUCGCGUCUGAUCUCGACCCCGACGAGCCCGGCCCGUCGAUGGUGAGGCCGGCCAGGGUGCCCCCUCUCGCCGACGAUGAAGUGCCCAAGUUCAAGUGCGGCAUCUGCAUGGAGACCCUCCCUAUCCUGGACCUCUUCCACGGCAUGCAGUGCGAGCACAGGUUCUGCGUGGAGUGCAUGGCCACGUACAUCGAGGGUAGGAUCCACGACUGCGAGGUGCCGAUCCCGUGCCCGGACCCGGCGUGCAGGGAGCUGGGGGAGGACAGCCUCGUCCUGCACCCCGAGGAGUGCAAGAAAUCCAUCGACUUCGCCGCGUUCGUCAGCUGGGGUUACCGCCUGACCGAGAGCGCCAUCCCGCAGAACCGGCGCGCCUACUGCCCGAACCGCCAGUGUGGGGUGAUGCUGGAGGCCACAGGUGGUAAGACCCCGGUCAUGGCAUUCUGCCCGGUGUGCAGCCACCCGAUGUGUGCCACAUGCGGCGUGGAUUGGAGCAAGGAUGACAGCGGCCAGCACGACUGCUUUGAGGGGCCGAGUGCCGCCCUCGUGAAGAAGCUCGCUGAGGAGCGUCGAUGGAAGCAGUGCCCAAGAUGCAAAAUGCUUGUUGAGAAGAUCUAUGGGUGCAAUGUCAUGCGUUGCAGGUGCAAAUUCAUCUUCUGCUACGCCUGCGGGCUCCCGACGGGACGACAAAUGGGGAUGGAGCCGCAGCUGAUCUCCUGGACUCCUUCUGCGUCCUGCCAUGAUCUAUAUGGCUGCUGCAACAGAUUUUGCCUGUGA
This is a messenger RNA of Setaria italica (foxtail millet), 957 nucleotides long. RefSeq names its product probable E3 ubiquitin-protein ligase RNF144A-A. The transcript has 3 exons. NCBI's taxonomy places the organism in Eukaryota, Viridiplantae, Streptophyta, Magnoliopsida, Poales, Poaceae. Bases 1 to 957 code for a protein of 318 amino acids. The record is from RefSeq and is a predicted model, not a curated record. Gene Ontology annotation, cellular component: ubiquitin ligase complex; cytoplasm. Gene Ontology annotation, molecular function: ubiquitin conjugating enzyme binding; zinc ion binding; ubiquitin protein ligase activity. Gene Ontology annotation, biological process: positive regulation of proteasomal ubiquitin-dependent protein catabolic process; protein polyubiquitination; ubiquitin-dependent protein catabolic process.